Messenger RNA from Hyaena hyaena (striped hyena), 1402 nucleotides. RefSeq names its product shieldin complex subunit 3 (gene SHLD3). The record is from RefSeq and is a predicted model, not a curated record. The transcript has 2 exons. Gene Ontology annotation, biological process: positive regulation of double-strand break repair via nonhomologous end joining; positive regulation of isotype switching; negative regulation of double-strand break repair via homologous recombination. The coding region runs from base 566 to 1321 and encodes 251 amino acids. NCBI's taxonomy places the organism in Eukaryota, Metazoa, Chordata, Mammalia, Carnivora, Hyaenidae.
UAGAUUCAUAUUAAAAAUUACAGGCCUUAAGAAUCACACCAUUUAUAAAUUUAAGUUGUUCAAUCAGUCACCGCACAUUAACAGUAGGCGAAAAGAAUCAUGAUGAAAUUAAUUACUUCUGACUCUUCAGAAUCAGUGAUCAAAUGAGUAUUAUGACAUCACAACAGUAGUCCCCACCUAUGGCCAUUCUAGUAAUAGGAGAGUGCCUUCAAGAAGUUCUCUAAUGAUUUGGGGGAGAAGAGAUACAAUGUCUCAUUUUUUUCUAUAGUAACGAGAGUUUGAAAGAGCUUGCGUUUUGGGUCAUGCAGCUUUGGAAGCCUGACUGUAUGCUGGAACAUACUAUCAGUGACCCAAUUUGGGGCAACAUGAAGACUUCUUUGUUCUAAGAGGAAAAAAAUAAUAAGGUCUAGCCUUCUUGUUCCUCCUCCGAAUUGGAAUUCGGGAUCCAUGGUCCUGAUUCCCUCUGAUUUGGAAAGAAAGUCUUAUAAUUAUAAAUUACAUUCUAGUGUUAAGGAGCACGUCUAAGAAAUUUUCUCUUCAUUAAGAGUGACUGGAUUACUGCAGAAUGACUACAGAAGUAAUAUUACAUUAUCGACCAUAUGAGAGUGAUCCCACACAACUGCCAAAAAUUGCAGAGAAAGCACUUCAAGACUUUCCUACACGUCCACUAUCAAGAUUUAUUCCUUGGUUUCCUCAUGAUGGGUCCAGACUUCCACUCAAACCUAAAAGAUCACCACCUCUGAUUUCUGAAGAGGCAGCUGAAGAUGUGAAACUCUACUUAACCAUUUCAGAACAUGAUGUUAAAUCACAGAGUUAUGAUUGCACAAUAGAUCUUUUGGAAUUUCAGCCUAAUUUAAAAAAAAAAAAGCACUUAAUCUGGCCAUACGCACUGAAUGAACAGGCUAAUUCUGGAAAUCUAAAUACACGAUCAGAAAAGGGAAGACAACACAAGAAGAGGUUUUGGAGUGUUUCACUUCCCAACAGUAAUUGCACUGAAAAUAUUUUUCCUUUGUCUAAAAAACUGCAAGAUAGUUUAAAGGCACUGAAUUUGCAUUCACUUUAUAGGGGAAGAUGGACUAUAGAGCACACUAUUUGUAACAACCAAACUCUGGAAGACAUUUGGACAAAACUCAAUCAAAUUAUCAGACACAAUGAACUUCCAUCUUGUAAUGCUACGAUUCAGAGACACUUAGGCCAAAUAUGGGUAUUCUGUGAUAUUAGGUACUGUGAAUAUGUGGGAAAUCUUCUGAAGGGAAGAUUAGCUCUUACUGGGAGAAUGAAUUUAUACGUACGUAAAUAUGGCGUUAUUUUUAGUAUGUAAUGAAUUCCAGUCAUUGUCAAACAGAAGAAUAUUCUGAAUGAAUUGUGAUUUGGAAUCAAUAAAUUUUUAUGAGUUUUUAAA